This is a messenger RNA of Temnothorax curvispinosus, 2552 nucleotides long. Its product is annotated as zinc finger BED domain-containing protein 1-like. Gene Ontology annotation, molecular function: DNA binding; protein dimerization activity. The record is from RefSeq and is a predicted model, not a curated record. NCBI's taxonomy places the organism in Eukaryota, Metazoa, Arthropoda, Insecta, Hymenoptera, Formicidae. The transcript is spliced from 8 exons.
UCGCAAAACGGUCGCCAAUCGGGAAUUACGGGUAGAAUUAUUCCGUUGCAACGAGGAACUGACGAGUGUUGCUGCUGCAUACAAAAGUUUUUCCACCUCUAUUUUGUGGAUAGACAUAUACACGAAAAUGUAUGAAGACGAAGGCUCGGACGAAGAUCCUAAAUAUACGAUUUAUUUUCGUAUUAACGAACAGCCUUCCUUCGCUGAAAGAGGAUUGACCAGAAAUAAAUAUCUUAAUUUGAAAUAUAAUGACAAAGAGACUUGGGAGUUUAUCCAAGAAAUGUACUAUCUAAAAGUUAAAGAGUGGAACCCUGCUGUCGAUGUUUUGUACCGAUCGAUUGACGAUAUUGAUUACACACCAUUGCCAACGCAACCACAUGCUGGGAACAAGAGUCCCCUGGUUUCUCAUGCAUGUGACACAGAAUCAGUGACGUCAUGCAAUGCAGUAAACUCUCAUCACGAAGUACAUCAAGUACAUGAUAUAUCAGCAGCAGGUCCAUCUUCCAAGUCCAACAACGAAUGUUCUAAUGCCAAUGUCGUGAAUUCUAAAAGUCUUGAGAAUGAAACGGAAUUAGUUGUGGAGAGGAAUAAUUCAAGUAUCAGGAAAAAAAGUUCUGUAUGGGCCUAUUUUAAAGACAAGGAUGAUAAAGGUGCUGUAUGCAUCAUUUGCAAUGUUAAAGUUAAGCAUUGUGGUGGGACAACGAAUUUAAAAUCACAUUUGUCCAGAAAUCAUCGAUUAUUGUGCUCUGAUAUAUUAAAGCAAAACAGAGAUACUACAUCUGAAUCUAGUAGUGAAUCGACAGCUAGAGAUGAAGAUGAUCCGCCGCUUAGACGAAUAAAAUUGGCAUCAAAGAAGAGCAAGUUACCCCGAAUCGACGAAGCCUUUGAGAGGGCAAAUUCUUUCGCAGAAGGAGGAGCACGGUCUGACAAAAUUACUGCAGCACUAAUGUUUAUGAUCGCCAAAGACAAAGAACCACUAUCCAUAGUUAAUAAAGAAGGUUUCAAGGUUUUGAUGAAAACAGUAGCUCCACUUUAUCGUAUACCUGAUCAAAAGACUCUAACUAAAUUAAUGGAUAAUCGCUAUGUUGAAGCAAAAGAAUGUUAAUCCACUCUUGAAAAAGCUUUGUCCUAUACUUUAACAUGUGAUAAUUGGACAGACUGUACUUUCCAAAGCUAUCUGGGUGUCACCAUUUAUUACCUGUCUGAAGAUCUUGUAAUGAAAAAUGGAUGUUUGGGAGUCUUUCCGCUGCAUACAAAUCAUACAGCAGAGUACCUCACGGAGUGUCUCAAUUCUGUCAUUGAUGAUUUUAAAUUAGAUCGAAAAAAAAUUAUGGCAAUCACCAGUGAUGGAGCAGCAAAUAUUAAAGCUGCUGUACAUAAUGUUGUAGGCUCUGAAAGACAUAUCUGGUGUUUUGCUCAUUUUUUGUCUCAUCUUGUACCUAAAAUAUUAAAGGAUAUGCCAGAGAUCAACAAUAUUAUUGCUACAGUAAAGAAAAUUGUCGUGCUUAUCAGAAGAAGUGUUGUGGCUACAGAUGAGUUAAAACGGUUACAAAUACUUGAUGGAAAGACAGAGGGAACCGUCUUGAAAUUUAUUCUUGAUGUUCCGACUCGCUGGAAUUCCACUCUUUACAUGUUAGAGAGAUUUCUCGCUCUGGAGCAGUACGUUUAUGCAGUUACUUUGAGAUGCAAAAGAUCAGACAUUCCAGAUAUGUUAACUCAUAGCCAAAUUGAAGUCCUACAGGAAGUUGUGUCUCUCAUGAAACCAAUUGAAUAUGUCAUUAAGGAAAUCAGUGGCAGCAAAUAUCCUACUUGCAGUACUAUUAUACCAAUCAUUCACUGUAUGACACUAUCAAUUGAACAAGUUAAACCUUCAACAAACAACGGAAGUUUUUUUCAGAAAAAGCUCCUUGAAUCGAUUCAAGAUAAAUUUAAAAAUGUUGAAAAUAAUAUGAUUCUCGCGGUCCCUACAAUACUUGAUCCACGAUUCAAACGAAUCGAUUUUCAAAAUGCCCGUGCAGCAGCUGCUGCUGUGGAACGAAUCAAUAAAGAAAUGAAAUUGAUUGGUGGGAAAAAAAUUCAAGAAAAAAGAUCUGCAGUUCAACAAGACUCUAAUGAAACUAUUUGGAAGGCUCAUGACGAUAUGGUGGCAAAGAGUACUGAUGAGAGUACGGAAGAUGAACAUCUUGCCCAUGAAUUAAGACAAUAUUUAAAGCAAUCGGUAAUUGCUCGACAUUACGAUCCAUUUCAACAUUGGAAAUCCUUACAGAAUUCGUUUCCAACGCUGUACGAACUGGCAAUUCGAUACAUCAGUAUUAUUAGUACCUCUGUACCAUCAGAAAGGAAAUUUUCCGAGGCUGGUGACAUCAAGAGCAAUGAGAGAAAUCGAUUAACGGGACCACUUUCAUUUACAAACGGCAGUCUCAAAUCUACUACUACAAAUUCAAAUUAUCUGAAGAAAUAUAUGGUAAGAUUGGUAAGAAAAUGAUAGAACAAUAGACAAAUAACAAAAAAAAUUUCUAAAAUAUUUAAAAUUGUUUAGCGAUAAAAAUAAA